Messenger RNA from Coturnix japonica (Japanese quail), 2866 nucleotides. RefSeq names its product inositol hexakisphosphate kinase 3 (gene IP6K3). NCBI's taxonomy places the organism in Eukaryota, Metazoa, Chordata, Aves, Galliformes, Phasianidae. The record is from RefSeq and is a predicted model, not a curated record. Gene Ontology annotation, biological process: phosphatidylinositol phosphate biosynthetic process; inositol phosphate biosynthetic process. Gene Ontology annotation, cellular component: cytoplasm; nucleus. Gene Ontology annotation, molecular function: inositol hexakisphosphate kinase activity.
CUGAAAAUACCCCUUCCUUUCUCAGUCCCAUUAGCUCAUCGACUCAUUGGAUCCCCAGCAUCCCUGUUCAUUCUGCUGCCACCUCCCUGCACUCACAGCUCUUUUGCCCCACCAUCCCUCCAUCAUCCCAACCCAUUUCCCAUAGCAAGCAGCUGCAGGGUUGGUUUGCACCGAGUCCCAUCCCAGCUGCACUGCAGGCUCCAGCCUGCUCCCUACAUCACCAUCAGUUCUUCGCAUGCACCAGAAUAAAGCUGCAGUUAUUUUCCUAUGGAGCCAUUGCACAAGGGAGACGGAGUGUGGCCAUGGGAUUCCCACGUGUGGCUCCCUCAGCCCUAACUCACCCCAUGGUUUUGUUUUCCUUUAACACCAGGGGCUGUUUUUUCUCCCUCCCAGUCUCAGCUGUCAGCUGGCCAUACCGGAGUGCUGCCAGAAAUGCUGCAGUGUCAGCUGAUGGUCCAAAUGUCCGCAGGCUCCCCCUGCUCCUUCAUUUCCCAUCCUCGAGCGACACCGAGCAGCAGUGAGACCCCAGAGCCAGCAGCCAGGACAGCAGACACCACACCAAGGAGCUGCACGGGACGACAGUGCAGCAGGGAAUGACCCACACUGCGACGUCCCCGCGCUGCUGACCCACAGCCUCCAGCACGCAGCAUGGUGGGGCAGAGCGAGGGCAGGAGGGCAGUGCUCCUGGAGCCCUUCGUGCACCAGGUGGGCGGCCACAUGAGCAUGAUGAAGUACGAUGAGCACACGGUCUGCAAACCCCUGGUCAUGCAGGAACGGAGCUUCUACGAGUCACUGCCCCUGGCCAUGAAGCAGUUCACCCCUCAGUAUAAAGGAGUCAUUUCUGUGCACCUCAAGAAGGACAGCUUGGGCAACCUGACCCUGCUGGCCAGUCCCAGCCUACAGCACGAGGGCUGCGGCCGCGUGGACAACACCAGCAGUGACAUAUGGCACAAAUACAAGUGGGCUGCCAGCACCAGCAGCGGCACUGAGCUCGUCAAGAGGUGCCACACGCAGCUCACCAAGACCUUCAAGGACAGCUGCCCAGGCAAGAUGCGACUGAGGACAGAGCUUCAGUAUUGCACAGAUUCACUUCUGGAAGAUGCAAACAGAAACCAGACAGAAAAAAACAGCUCUAACCCCUGGGGACUGCACUGCCACAGACAGCACCUGAACCGCAUGUCCUCCAAGUACAACGAGAACAAACUGCACCAGUUUCUAUUGCUUGAGAACGUGGUGUCGAAAUACAACUACCCCUGUAUCCUGGACUUAAAGAUGGGAACCCGGCAGCACGGGGACGAUGCCUCGGAGGAGAAGAAAGCACGGCACAUCAAGAAGUGUGAGCAAAGCACCUCUGCAUCGCUGGGCGUCCGUGUCUGUGGGAUGCAGGUUUACCAAGCGGAUGCCGGCCAUUUUCUCUGCAAGGACAAAUAUUAUGGGAGGAAACUUUCACCCGAGGGAUUCAGGCAAACCCUGCAGCAGUUCCUGUGCAAUGGUAACCACCUCAGAACGGAUGUCCUGGAGCCCAUCAUCCUGAAGCUGAAAGCUCUGCUCUCCGUCAUUAAGAAGCAAAGCUCUUACAGGUUCUACUCCAGCUCACUUCUCAUCAUUUACGAUGGACUGGAGCCCAAGGAGAGCACGGCAGCUCUGGAUAACCACCUGCAGGGGCACUUCCAAAGAACAAACUGCACCACGUCGCACUCCAGAGUCGACGUCCGCAUGAUAGACUUUGCCCACACCACUUUUAAAGGCUCCAAAUGCAAUCACACCACUUACGACGGGCCGGACCACGGCUAUAUUUUCGGCUUAGAGAACCUCAUCAAAAUCCUUCAGAACAUUUCAGAAGGAAAAUGACCCGUCCUGUGUGUUGGCCUGGCUUUGCUCGUGAUCGAUACCCCCGAGAAGCACCGCAUGGGGCCCGUGGGACCCACCCAGCUGCAGAACAUCACGUGCAUGGUUUGGAAUGAGAGCACAGACAGCUCGCUAGGAAAGUGCAAGAGCUGCUCCAUGCCAUUACUGAACUCAACCAUAAAAAGCAAAGAGCUGAAAGAAUCCGUUUUGGCUGCAAUCAAUCAGAAGAUUUAUUUUCCUUUCUUGUUUUACUGCUGUCCUUGAUUUAUUUGUAAGCCAAAAGAAAGCAUUACUUGAAAGAGUCUUAAUGAUAAAAUAGGACCUGCUCACCUCCGCCACGCUCACAAAGCCGAGCGAGCUGAGAAGAUAUUGUGCAUUUAAGUGAGACUAUUAAAAUGAGCUGGCAGGUCUUAACAGAUUGCAGCAUUACUUUCAACUCAUGCUCAGCGCUACAGGCUCAACACAGAGACAGAAGUGGAAGAAAAACGCACGCCCUGACAUUCACGCUCCACCUGCACAGAGCUGUUCUUGCAAGCGUUUCCCCACGCAGGUGCUUUGUUAAAGCACAGACAUGGCAGAUGCUGCAGAGCUCCUGGUUCUGUACUGCUGGAGGUGUAUGAGCAUGUAGAUCUCAGACCAAACAAUGGACCUUGCAAAGGUUUAAUCCCCCCUGUGGGACGUAACAGACUGACAGCAGUCAGAGAGACAUUCACAUCAAGGUAUUUAUGCUUCGGAUUAAAGAGAAUAAAACAUGUCAGGGACUGGAUAUUAAAGGUCACCUCAAAGUUCUUUGGUACAAAUAUAAUGUGUGUCUUUGGAGGAAAGUGUCACAGAAAAAAAGCCACCCACCUGAUUCAAUGUUUACAGCUUUUGUUGACAGACUUUAUUAUGGAACAAACAUAAUUCCUUCCUGCACGGUGUGGGAAGCUUGGAAGGGAAGUCCCUACACAAGGGACAGGGGUACAGAACCCAGUUACUGGGAGCGGGGAUACAAAUAAAGUUGUCUCAGCAACUCUCA